AUACCACGCCCCCCUCCCUCCUCGAGGUGAAGGUGAAACUCGUUUUCCUGCCGCGAUGUCACUCCUCAGCUCCCGCACACAGCUUUGCAAACGGCUGGCACACAAGUAUGUGUCCAGGACCUACACCUCUCACUCUGCUCUCAAUGAAGUUGUCAUUGUCAGUGCAGCCCGCACCCCUAUGGGCUCGUUUAAAGGCAGCCUCUCUGCGCUUCCUGCGACCAAGCUGGGCUCCAUUGCUAUUAAAGGAGCGAUCGAGCAGGCAGGAAUCCCACUGGAGGAGGUGAAGGAGGUGUACAUGGGCAACGUGCUGCAGGCGGGUGAAGGGCAAGCUCCAACGCGACAGGCUCUUCUAGGCGCCGGCCUGCCUCUCUCCACUCCAGCAACCACAAUAAACAAAGUCUGUGCCUCAGGCAUGAAGUCCAUCAUGAUGGCGGCACAGAGUCUGAUGUGUGGGCACCAGGAUGUGAUGGUAGCUGGCGGCAUGGAGAGCAUGUCUCAGGUUCCUUUCGUCAUGGCGAGAGAGGCGCCCCCUUAUGGCGGGCUGAAGCUCGAGGAUCUUAUCGUGAAGGACGGCCUAACGGACGUCUACAACAAAUUUCACAUGGGGAACUGCGCGGAAAACACAGCCAAGAAAAGCACCAUUUCCCGCGAGGAGCAGGACACGUACGCCAUUAACUCGUACACGCGCAGCAGAGCAGCAUGGGAGUCAGGAAUCCUGGCCAAAGAGGUGGUGCCAGUCAGCAUCCCCCAAAGAGGCAAGCCAGAUGUUGUCGUUAAGGAGGAUGAGGAGUGGAGGAAGGUGGAUUUUAGCAAAGUACCCAAACUGAAGACUGUUUUCCAGAAAGACAACGGCACGGUGACAGCGGCUAACGCUAGCACACUGAACGACGGCGCGGCUGCGGUGGUCCUCAUGACGGCCGGCGCAGCGAAGAGACUUAACGUCACACCACUGGCGAGGAUCGCAGCAUUUGCUGACGCCGCCGUGGCUCCUAUCGACUUCCCGAUCGCUCCAGCUUUUGCCGUUCCCAAGGUCCUCAGCGCGGCCGGUGUGAGGAAGGAGGACGUGGCCAUGUGGGAAAUAAACGAGGCCUUCAGCGUGGUCGUUCUGGCCAACAUCAAGAUGCUGGACAUCGACCCAAGCAAAGUGAACAUCAACGGUGGAGCGGUGUCCCUCGGCCACCCCAUCGGAAUGUCUGGGACGAGGAUCGUCGGACACAUGGUGCACCACCUGCAGCCCGGGCAGUACGGCCUGGCGAGCAUCUGCAACGGAGGAGGUGGAGCCUCCGCUAUUCUCAUCCAGAAAUAUUAGCUCAUUUAACGUAGUAUUAAAGUUAAUGUCUCUAAGGUCAACUUACCACACAGUACAACUCCGCAACCACAACGCUCCGUAGUUACAGUCACUCCAGAAUAGGUCACUCCUCCCUCUGUCUGCAUCAGAGAGCUAUUUAAUAUUUUGAUGAAGAUCGUAACCAUUCAUCAGGUAGCAUAUUUAAGAUUAGCAUUAUUUAAAUUUUCUUCUGAUUCUAUUUUCUGAUGUAGAGGUUAUUUGAAAAAAUGCUGAAGCUGCAUUAAAAAAAAACUCAACUUUGAA
Messenger RNA from Clarias gariepinus (North African catfish), 1591 nucleotides. RefSeq names its product acetyl-CoA acetyltransferase 1 (gene acat1). Lineage: Eukaryota; Metazoa; Chordata; Actinopteri; Siluriformes; Clariidae. Gene Ontology annotation, molecular function: acetyl-CoA C-acetyltransferase activity. The transcript has 12 exons. The record is from RefSeq and is a predicted model, not a curated record. Bases 56 to 1309 code for a protein of 417 amino acids. Gene Ontology annotation, biological process: fatty acid beta-oxidation.